Messenger RNA from Scleropages formosus (Asian bonytongue), 816 nucleotides. RefSeq names its product opticin (gene optc). The coding region runs from base 28 to 816 and encodes 262 amino acids. Gene Ontology annotation, cellular component: extracellular matrix. Gene Ontology annotation, biological process: articular cartilage development; bone development. The transcript is spliced from 5 exons. Gene Ontology annotation, molecular function: protein binding. The record is from RefSeq and is a predicted model, not a curated record. NCBI's taxonomy places the organism in Eukaryota, Metazoa, Chordata, Actinopteri, Osteoglossiformes, Osteoglossidae.
UUGCUUGCACAGCAGAUUGAGGUGGGGAUGCUGGCACCCCUUUCCACAGUCCCUGUAAUCCCUGGCAGCCUUGUUCCCCUAGACUACACCAAAGAAUCGACUCUGUCCCCUCAGCCAACUGAAGCUCCAACACCACCGAGUCUGGAUUUUGAAGGCCCGGGGCUGUUUGGACCUGAUACUGGACUGGGCAUGCCCACCUGCCUGAUGUGUCUGUGCAUCAGAAGCAGUGUGUAUUGUGAUGACUCUCACAUAGACAAGAUUCCCUUGCUGCCCAAGGAAACCGCCUACUUCUACGCCCGCUUCAACAAGAUCAAGCAUGUGAAAGCCACAGACUUUGCCAACCUCAGGAGCUUGAAGGUCAUUGACCUGACUGGUAACAAGAUCUCAGAUGUGGAAGACAAUGCUCUUCGUGAUCUGCCUAGACUGCGAGAGCUGAUAUUGUCCGACAACCAGUUGCAGGCACUACCAGAGCUGCCCACCUCCCUCAAAAGUAUUGAUGUCAGGAACAACCUGCUGACAAGUGCUGGUAUCCACCCAGGUGCCUUCCAGGACCUGUCCCACCUGGAGUUUGUGUAUCUGUCCCACAAUCGGUUGGACUAUGUGCCCACCCCCCUGCCCGAAAGCCUGCGUGUUCUCCAUCUCCAGUACAACAACAUUCAGAGCCUACAUGAAGACACGUUCUGCAAUCGUCACGAGCUCAGUUACCUACGCCGUGCACUGGAAGACAUCAGGCUCGAUGGCAAUCCCAUCAAUCUCAGCCACUAUGCCCAGGCCUAUGUUUGCUUGCCCCGUCUUCCAGUGGGACGCAUGCUGUGA